Messenger RNA from Aureococcus anophagefferens, 843 nucleotides. RefSeq lists its product as hypothetical. The record is from RefSeq and is a predicted model, not a curated record. NCBI's taxonomy places the organism in Eukaryota, Pelagophyceae, Pelagomonadales, Pelagomonadaceae. The transcript has 3 exons. The annotation marks the transcript as partial. Gene Ontology annotation, molecular function: protein binding.
GUCGCCGCGGCCGCGUUCCACCCGCACAAGCCCAUUUUAGCGACGGUGUCCGACGACAUGACCUGGAAGCUCUGGAGCGUGCCGAACUGCGACCUCGUCAUGUCCGGCGAGGGCCACCGGGACUGGGUCGCGGGCGUCGACUUCCACCCCGCGGGCACGCACCUCGCGACGUCGUCGGGCGACAAGACGGUCAAGGUCUGGGACUUCGCGGGCGCGUCCUGCGCGACGACGUUCACGGACCACACGCAGGCCGUCUGGGACUGCGCCUUCCACCACACGGGCGACUUUUUGGCGUCCUGCUCCAUGGACCACACGACGCGGCUCUGGGACCUGAGCUCGCUCCGCUGCCGCAUGACGUUCCGGGGCCACGUCGACAGCGUCAACUCGUGCUGCUGGCAGCCCUACUCGAACAACAUCUGCACGGCCUCCGGCGACAAGACCGUGUCCAUCUGGGACGCGCGGUCCGCGCUCUGCGUCCAGACGUUCUACGGCCACACGAACGCUGCGUGCAACUCCGUCGCCAUCAACAACCGGGGCGACGUCAUCGCGUCCUGCGACGCCGACGGGGCCAUCAAGCUCUGGGACGUGCGCACGGUCACGGAGAUCGGCACGAUCCAGGUCAGCCAGCACCCGUGCAACAAGGUCGGCUUCGACCGGUCCGCGACGCGCAUCGUCUGCGCCUCCGACGACGGCCUGCUGCGGGGCUACUCCACCGAGGACCUGAGCCAGCAGUGCUGGAGCGGCCGCGGCCACGAGGACGCCGUCCAGUGCGUCGCCUUCGACCCCGCGGACACGCUCCUCGUCUCCACGUCGACGGACUGCACCUUCCGCAUCUGGAGCUGA